This is a messenger RNA of Panicum hallii, 1114 nucleotides long. Its product is annotated as nudix hydrolase 15, mitochondrial-like. The record is from RefSeq and is a predicted model, not a curated record. NCBI's taxonomy places the organism in Eukaryota, Viridiplantae, Streptophyta, Magnoliopsida, Poales, Poaceae. Gene Ontology annotation, molecular function: acetyl-CoA hydrolase activity; coenzyme A diphosphatase activity. The transcript is spliced from 4 exons. The coding region runs from base 109 to 858 and encodes 249 amino acids. Gene Ontology annotation, biological process: coenzyme A catabolic process.
CCGCGUGGUCUUGGCCAAACCAAACCAAACCGGCAAUCCCUCCGCCGACGCCGCUCCCACCAAGGCACCAGCAGCUUGGCAAAUCCUCUGAUCCCGGCGCCCGCCGCCAUGGACGGGGAGGAGGCUUCCUGCGCGGAGAUGGAGGCGCUCGUCCGCCGCCUGAGGCUCCACCGGCCGGCUCCCUCCCCGUACGAGCCCUCCGACGCGGUGGCCCCCGCUCCCGGCGCCGGCGCCGGCGAGCUGUUCCGGCCGCGGAGGGCCGCCGUGCUGGUCUGCCUCUUCCGGAGCGCCGCCGGCGAGCUCCGCGUCAUACUCACCAAGCGCUCCUCCUCCCUCUCCACGCACUCCGGGGAAGUUGCAUUACCAGGUGGAAAGGCUGAGGAGCGCGAUGCUGAUGAUGCAGCAACAGCAUUAAGGGAGUCAAAAGAGGAGAUUGGGCUUGAUCCAGCCCUGGUUACCAUUGUUACAUAUCUUGAACACUUCUUGUCCAAACAUCUUCUGGUAGUUGUUCCUGUUGUUGGCAUACUUUCAGACAUACAAGCAUUUAAACCUGUUCUUAAUGUUGCUGAGGUGGAUGAAAUUUUUGAUGUUCCUCUGGAGAUGUUCCUCAAGGAUGAGAACCGGACAUCUGAUGAGCUAGAAUGGAUGGGGCAGCCAUUCACACUUCAUCACUUCACGUACGACAAAGGAAAUGAGAAUUACAUAAUCUGGGGCCUGACUGCCGGCAUCCUGAUCCAUGCUGCUUCAGUUGUAUACCAGCGACAACCGGACUUUCCUGAGAAAAGAGCACAGUUUAACUUGCCAAAGAACUCAAAGGAGUGUUACUCCAUGCCAUCAUCAGGACCUGUGAAACACUAACCUCUACACGGCAUCUCAAUUAUAUCAGAUUGGAGCAUAUGACAGACUAGUGCAUAUGAAGUUGUAGAAUCGAAGGGGAGUGCAGAAUCGUGUUCUUUCAUACGAUUUAUAUUCUUUAAAACCGAAAUAGGGUAACGACACUACUGACAUUAAGACCAAUGUUACUAAUAUCAGAGUACACAGAUGAUUGUCCCGCUGAUGCGAACAAAGCACCUGCUCUAAUGAAAUUUGAUUAUAUGCAAGUCAGAUUGUACUA